This is a messenger RNA of Xiphophorus couchianus (Monterrey platyfish), 8497 nucleotides long. RefSeq names its product chromodomain helicase DNA binding protein 3 (gene chd3). Gene Ontology annotation, molecular function: ATP hydrolysis activity; histone binding; DNA binding. Gene Ontology annotation, cellular component: NuRD complex; chromatin; nucleus. The record is from RefSeq and is a predicted model, not a curated record. The transcript has 40 exons. NCBI's taxonomy places the organism in Eukaryota, Metazoa, Chordata, Actinopteri, Cyprinodontiformes, Poeciliidae. Gene Ontology annotation, biological process: chromatin remodeling. Bases 281 to 6493 code for a protein of 2070 amino acids.
CAGCCAUUUUUUAUGUAAGGGGAUUUUUUUUUCUUAUUGGGGGGGUUGUUAAAAAAUAAAUAUAAGAGGGCGGCCAUCUUUGUUGCUCAGCCUUAGUGUAAAAUAUUCCAAAACGCCCCCCUACUUUUCUCCCGUGCCGAUUUGAAUAUUAAAUAAAUAACACUCCAUCCGCUGCAAGAAUUACGGCUUCGUUGUUUUGUGUUUCAUUUUUUAUGGUUUUUUUUUUCUUUAAAACACUGAACACAAGGACGGAGCCGCCAAUGACAGCAGGGAUAUAAUAAUGUCCUCUCCUCUCCGCUCCUGCGAGGAAGACGAGGGCAUGGUGGUUAAUUCCGAGGGAGGAGAUUUUGAUAAAGAAGACAACGAGGACGACGGAGAGCUGGACGAGAACGCAAGCGACAUAAACUCGCCGGCGGCGCCUCGGGAAACUGCAACACCACCAGCCGCGCCAGACGAAGACCCAGAGAUAUCGGACCGAGAGGUCCCAUGCAAGAAGAAAGGCCGGCCCAAGAAGAAGAAGGACACAAAGAAGAAAGAGAAAGAGGGGAAACCUGCCAAAACAAAGAAACGCAAGAAGAUUGACAGCGAUGUAGAGCGAAUCUCAGACAGAGAAAGAGACUAUGGUGAAAACUCAGACAGCAUCGCCAGUGAUUACGGCUCUGGCGAGAAAAAGAAAAAGAAGAAACAUAAAGAAAGGAAGGAGAAAAAAACCAAGAAAAAGAAAAAAGAUGACGGGGACCGAGACAGUAGCCAGGAGGAAACGACGAAACAGCCGAUAGAGCAGAAGACGUCUGCCCAGCUGGCAAAGGAGUGGGGUUUGGAGGAUGUUGAUCAUACCUUCACAGAAGACGACUACAGGGAGCUCACAAAUUACAAAGCCUUCAGCCAGUUUAUGAGGCCGAUGAUAGCCAAGAAGAACCCGAAGAUCCCCAUGUCGAAGAUGAUGACCAUCCUGGGGGCCAAGUGGAGGGAGUUCAGCUCCAACAACCCCUUCAAAGGCAACGCCGCUGCCGUCGCAGCCGCUGCUGCUGCCGCCGCCAUCGCUGUCGCCGAGCAGGUCUCUGCAGCGACCGCCUCGCCCGAGCCGCCGCCUCAGCCGCCGCCCAUUAGAAAGGCCAAGACGAAAGAGGGCAAAGGUCCAGGAUAUAAAAAGCGCAGUAAAAGUCCUAGAGUGCCUGACAAGAAGAAAGCCCUAUCUAAAGCUAAAAAGAUGGCUCCCAUCCGUAUUAAACUAUUACCAAUAGCUGGGAAGAGGAAGAAGAGCUGCUCUAGCGACGACAUGGAUGAGGAAGAGUCAGAGCAGGAGGACUCCAGCGUUCACAGCUCCUCCGUUCGCUCCGACAGCUCCGGCCGAGUGAAAAAGAACAAGCGGGGACGGCCUGCCAAGAAGAAGAAGAAAGAUAAGAUUCCAGGUGAGGAAGAAGGCGACGGCUAUGAGACGGAUCACCAGGACUACUGUGAGGUGUGUCAGCAGGGCGGAGAGAUCAUCCUGUGCGACACCUGUCCUCGAGCGUACCACCUCGUGUGCCUCGAGCCUGAGCUGGACAAGGCCCCCGAGGGCAAGUGGAGCUGCCCGCAUUGUGAAAAAGAGGGAAUCCAAUGGGAGGCGAAAGACGAAGACUUUGAGGACUUCGAGGAGGACAGCGAGGACAGAGUGAUAUCUGAGGUCAGCAUCGGGGUUCCCACCGGCGCAGAGGAGGAGGAGGACGACCACAUGGAGUUCUGUCGGGUGUGCAAGGACGGCGGCGAACUGUUGUGCUGCGACACGUGCACGUCCUCCUACCACAUUCACUGUCUGAACCCUCCGCUGCCCGAGAUCCCCAACGGAGAGUGGCUCUGUCCGCGAUGCACGUGCCCGCCAAUCAAAGGAAGGGUCCAGAAGAUACUCCACUGGAGGUGGGGCGAGCCUCCUCCUCCCAUUCCUGUCCCGCUGCCCCCUGACGCUCCUCCCGAUGCCCCUCCACUGCCGCCCAUGAAGGGCAGAGCUGAGAGGGAGUUUUUUGUCAAGCUAACCAGCCAGUCGUACUGGCACUGCACCUGGAUCACCGAGCUGCAGCUGGAGAUCUUCCACUCGGUGAUGUACAGAAACUACCAGAGGAAGACCGACAUGGACGAGCCCCCCAGCCUGGACUACGGAUCGGGCGCAGAGGACGAGAACGGAGUGUGCAAGAGCGAGAAGAGGCGGGCCAAAGAUCCCCACUACGCCCUGCUGGAAGACAAAUACUACAAAUACGGCAUCAAGCCCGAGUGGAUGAUGAUUCACCGCAUCAUAAACCACAGCGUGGAUAAAAAGGGGAUGUACCACUACUUGGUAAAGUGGAAAGAUCUGACCUAUGACCAGUGCACCUGGGAGAGAGAUGACAUGGAUGUACCCGACUUUGAACUCCACAAGGCCAACUACUGGAGACACAGGGACAACAUCUUGAAGGAAGACCCCGAUAAACCCAGGAAAAUGAUGAGCAAGGAGGGAGACGGUGAAGAGGAGGAGUCUCUUCCCUCCCCACUCACAGAUCCGACGAUCAAAUACGAGGAGCAGCCCGACUUCGUCACGGCGACAGGCGGCACCCUGCACCUCUACCAGCUGGAGGGCCUCAACUGGCUGCGCUUCUCCUGGGCUCAGGGCACCGACACCAUCCUGGCAGAUGAAAUGGGUCUGGGCAAAACCAUCCAGACAAUCGUCUUUCUCUAUUCACUGUUCAAGGAGGGCCACACUAAGGGUCCUUUCCUGGUCAGUGCACCCCUCUCCACUAUUAUAAACUGGGAGAGGGAGUUCGAGAUGUGGGCGCCCGAUUUUUACGUGGUGACGUACACGGGAGACAAAGACAGCCGGGCCAUCAUCAGAGAGAACGAGUUCACGUUCGACGACUCCAUCAAAACCGGAAAGAAGGCCUUCAAACUCAGGCGCGAGGCUCCCAUUAAAUUUCACGUCCUUCUGACCUCCUAUGAGUUGGUGACCAUCGAUCAGACGGCGCUCAAGUCCAUCGAGUGGGCGUGUCUGGUGGUGGACGAGGCUCACCGCCUCAAAAACAACCAGUCCAAGUUCUUCAGGCGUUUAAAUGACUACAAAAUUGACUACAAGCUGCUGCUGACUGGAACUCCUCUGCAGAACAACCUCGAAGAGUUGUUUCACCUGCUCAACUUCCUCACCCCGAAUCGCUUCAACAACCUGGAGGGCUUCCUGGAAGAGUUCGCCGACAUCUCCAAAGAGGACCAGAUCAAGAAGCUCCACGACCUGCUGGGGCCUCACAUGCUGCGGAGGCUCAAGGCCGACGUGUUUAAGAACAUGCCGGCUAAGACCGAGCUGAUUGUCAGAGUGGAGCUGAGCCCCAUGCAGAAGAAAUACUACAAGUUGAUUUUGACCAAGAACUUCGAGGCUCUGAACUCGAAAGGCGGAGGAAACCAGGUGUCUCUGCUGAACAUCAUGAUGGACCUGAAGAAGUGCUGCAACCACCCGUACCUCUUCCCUGUCGCCUCCAUGGAAGCCCAGAAAACACCCAGCGGGGCGUACGAAGGCUCGGCCCUCACCAAGGCCUCUGGGAAGCUGACGUUGCUGCAGAAGAUGCUGAGGAAGCUGAAAGAUCAGGGGCAUCGAGUGCUGGUCUUCUCACAGAUGACUAAAAUGCUGGAUUUAUUAGAAGAUUUUUUGGACUAUGAGGGUUACAAGUAUGAGAGGAUUGAUGGAGGCAUCACAGGCGCACUGAGACAAGAGGCCAUCGACAGAUUCAACGCUCCCGGAGCGUGUCAGUUUUGCUUCUUGCUCUCCACCAGAGCCGGAGGUCUGGGCAUAAACCUGGCUACGGCCGACACGGUCAUCAUCUUCGACUCUGACUGGAACCCCCACAAUGACAUUCAGGCGUUCAGCAGAGCUCAUCGCAUCGGGCAAGCCAACAAGGUGAUGAUCUACCGCUUUGUGACGCGAGCCAGCGUGGAGGAGCGCAUCACCCAGGUAGCCAAAAGGAAGAUGAUGCUGACCCACCUGGUGGUGCGGCCAGGUCUGGGAUCCAAGGCCGGCUCCAUGACGAAGCAGGAGCUGGAUGACAUCCUCAAGUUUGGGACGGAGGAGCUCUUCAAGGAUGAAGGAGAAGGUAUGAAGAACAACUCUCGGGACAAAGUUGAGGAUGAGGGCAGCGUCAUUCACUACGACAGCACCGCCAUCGAGAGGCUGCUGGAUCGCAGCCAAGACGCCACGGACGACUCGGACGUCCAGAACAUGAACGAGUACCUGAGCUCCUUUAAGGUUGCCCAGUACAUGGUCCGAGAGGAGGACAAGAUUGAGGAGAUCGAGCGGGAGAUCAUCAAGCAGGAGGAGAACGUGGACCCGGAUUACUGGGAGAAGCUGCUGCGGCAUCACUACGAGCAGCAGCAGGAGGACCUGGCCAGCAAGCUAGGUAAAGGGAAGAGGAACCGCAAGCCUGUGAACUACAACGACACUGCGCAGGAAGACCAAGAGUGGCAUGCUGACAUUUCAGAUAACCAGUCCGAAUACUCCGUGGGCUCCGAGGAGGAGGAUGAGGACUUCGACGAUCGGCCAGAAGGUCGGAGGCAGUCACGUCGUCAGCUGAGGAAUGAGAAAGAUAAACCUCUGCCUCCUCUUCUGGCCAGAGUGGGAGGCAACAUAGAGGUUCUUGGUUUCAACACACGGCAGCGCAAAGCUUUCCUGAACGCGGUGAUGCGUUGGGGUAUGCCGUCUCAGGACGCGUUCUCAUCUCAGUGGCUCGUUAGGGACCUCAGGGGAAAAACUGAGAAAGAAUUCAAAGCUUAUGUGUCUCUCUUCAUGCGUCACCUGUGCGAGCCGGUCGCCGACGGGGCCGAGACGUUUGCCGACGGCGUCCCCAGGGAGGGCCUGUGUCGGCAGCUCGUCCUGACGCGUAUUGGCGUCAUGUCUCUGGUCAAGAAGAAGAUCCAAGAGUUUGAGCACAUCAACGGACGGUGGAGCCUUCCGGAGCUCAAACCCGAGGUCACCGUUGACAAAUCGUCCUCGCGGGCCUCCUCUCCCGCCGCUAAGACCGCGACUCCCACACCCGACGCAAGCUUCAACAACACGCCAUGCACCUCGAAGCCAGCGACUCCUGCUCCAUCGGAGAGGCUGGAGAAGAACGGGAAGGAGGGCGAAAAGGAGGAGGAGAAGGGGGACGCUGAUGCCUCUGCGGAAAAGGAGAAAGUGAAGGAGAAGGAGCAACAGAGAGAGGUGUACGGCAACAAGACCGGCGACGCUGAGGAGCUUUCAUCCUCAACAAAAGAAUCGUCGCAGAAGGCAUCUCCAAGUCAAAAGAUGGAUGGCAAAGAAGAGAGUACCACCAAAGAGGAUGACAUGGAGGAAUCGACCGAGUCUUCAGCCGCCACAUCAGAGGAGAACAAACAAGAGGACAGUAAAGAGGAGACUAAACAAAACACCGACGUUACAGAAAAGAAGUCAGAGGGAGAGAAGCCUGGGGAGGACAAGGAGAAAGAAAAGAGGGAUGAAAUGCGAACAUCUUCAGAGGCAACAGAAGCCAGGGAAAAAACCGAGGCGUCUGACCUGAAGAGAGAAGAGGUCAAAGGUGAAAGGGAUGCUGGGAAAGAGAUCAAAGCAUCCAAGGAGGAGACGACAAAGGGUAAUGGGAAGCCUCAGACCGAGCGGCCGCGCUUCAUGUUCAACAUCGCAGACGGCGGCUUCACAGAGCUGCACACUCUCUGGCAGAACGAGGAGCGGGCUGCCAUCUCCUCGGGUAAGAUGAACGAGAUCUGGCACCGUCGACACGACUUCUGGCUGCUGGCGGGAAUCGUGGUACACGGCUACGCUCGUUGGCAGGACAUCCAGAACGAUCCACAGUUCGCAAUCGUCAAUGAGCCGUUCAAGUCGCAGGCAAAUAAAGGAAACUUCUUGGAAAUGAAAAACAAGUUUUUGGCUCGGCGUUUUAAGCUGCUGGAGCAGGCGCUGGUGAUCGAGGAGCAGUUGCGGCGGGCGGCUUACCUAAACAUGACCCAGGACCCGAGCCACCCGGCCAUGGCGCUCAACGCUCGCUUCGCUGAGGUGGAGUGCCUGGCGGAGUCGCACCAGCACCUCAGCAAGGAGUCGCUGGCAGGGAACAAGCCAGCCAACGCUGUUCUGCACAAAGUGUUGAACCAGCUGGAGGAGCUGCUGAGCGACAUGAAGGCCGACGUGACCCGGCUGCCCGCCACGCUGUCCCGAGUCCCGCCCAUCGCCGCCCGCCUGCAGAUGUCGGAGCGGAGCAUCCUCAGCCGGCUCGCCAGCAAGGGCACUGAGACGCACACGCCCCCGCCCAUGCUGCCGGGACCCUACGCCACCCCUCAGAACUACGGCGCGCCCUUCACCCCGGCCCCACCGAGCGCCCUGCACAUAGGAGGAGCCAACUACAGCCAGAUGCCGCCGGGAUCCUUCAUAUCAGUCCUGAACGGGCCUCCCAUGUCUGUAAAGAAGGAACGGGAAGCAGAACUGCUGGUGAACCGACGGGAGCAGCGCAGCGGAGAGGUCAUCUGUAUCGACGACUAGACGACACACACGCACACUCGCGCUUGCACACCUGAAAUCCAUUUCCUGCUAGAAAGACACCUUCAAUUACUCCUCUACAGAGGAAUGUUUUUUGUUUGUUUGGUUUUUUUCCGCAGGAGAAAGCAGCACCACUGAACCGCGCUCUCAGUAUUACAACUAACUAACUGACUGUCUGAAGGCAAAUGUACCCAAACAAUAGUGAUUGUAAUUGCUUCAUUUGAAACAAACAUAACUUCAGCCGCACACAUAGCCGCACUCUCAGCGUCACAGACAGUCCAACCUGCCUCCAACUUUUUGUGACCAUUUUACGACUGCCUCAAACCAUUAUACUCCUCAACAACGGCCUCCUCAAGUGGGCCUCCUCCUCCUGGAGAUGCUUCAGACCUCACCUAUGCACACACACACACACACACACACGCCCCCGCGCACACACAAAAACAUAAAGAAAUGUUAAACCCAACCUUACCCCAGAAACUUCCUAGAUCUGUCAGUAUCCUCUUCCUUCUCUUUCUAAGCUUCCCUCAGAAAGUUGCAUGUGAAACUAUACUCAUUUCUCCCACGUCGCUCCAUCCCCUGAAGCAUGCUCUUAUCACAACAACGCUGUCUUGUGGAAUCAGAAAGAAAAGAAAAUGUUAUCAAGCUGUGCCUAAACUCGUUUUAAUACUAUUUCUAAUGCUCAGAGAGAGGCUGAUUCUCCGAUGUCUGAGUAUAAGCAGCUCCAUGCACAGCUCCAGCUAUUGGCUUUUUUCAUUUACCUUUUUUUUUAACGGUACGUGUUCAGAUAAAACUCAUGUGCAAAAGUAUGAUAUAAAUAUAUUCAGGAUUUGUUUGACCAUAAAGUAUUUUCCAGCAUCCUUAUCUGCUUUUCCUGGUUUGAGUUUAUGUACAGAGCUUUGAGGUAUUUUGAAGGGGGUUCGUUUUAGGAACGGCCUCGAAACGUCGCUAUUUUUUAGGAUCCCCCUACUAAUGUUUAUAACCUUUCAUAAACGAAUCAGUGUUAUUGAAACCUGUCGACAACCCUCUGCACUGCUCUUACCUUUACUUACCGGCGCUUUAAAUCAAGAAUUUUAUUUUGUGUUUCCUUUUUUUUUAUUAUUAUUAUUUCUGUUUCCUUCUACAAAAUCCUGUGAUAUACUUUGCAUAUUUAAGCAGCUCAUUCGUGUUCUCUUGUAUUUUUACUCUCCCAGUUAUGAGCAUUGUUGUUGUUGAUGUUGCUGUUGUUCUCGCCGUUGCUAUUCGAGAGAGAGCUUCUACCAAAAGAGACAUAUCUUUGUAACUAUAACAGUUAAAAAGAAAAACACAACAGUACUCGUGCCACACAAUACACAGUUCUGCCAUGUUCGUCCCAUUGUUGCAAGAGAACACAAAACGAAGAAGUUGAGCUAACUUCAGAAGUGCAUAUGUAAUACGAGAAAGCAAACUUUCCUUUUAGUUUUGGGGCUUAAUUAUGUACAUCUGUAGAAACUAGGUCAUAUGUAACCCUAAAUGCUUCUACCAAGGUCUUAGUCCAUUUCAGCUCCAUUAAAAGUACUCAAGAGUUAUCCAGAGAAUCAGAGAGGGGACUUUUAUAUAUUGCGUCAUUUAAAACCGCCUUAAUAAACAUAGCUGAACACAUGUAAAGUCAAUGAAAUACAUUUAGAAACUGAUGUCAACCUGUAAAUUCCUGUAUCUUCUGUUUCAAGUGGAAAACUGAAAAGAUGGCAUAUCUUUAAAAACAACGUAGCUCAUCAACUUUUCCCCAUGAUUUAUACAAAUUUCUGUUACUUUAAAGCAAAUAUUCAACAACCCCCAAACUAAAAUGUUGAGUCAAGAACAACAAAGUAUUGCUUUGUCCACUAUUAUUUUGUCCUUGUUUCAGGAUUUUCGGUUGAUUUCUGGGUAUCUUGUGUCACUGUGUAUGUGGUGGUGCCGACGAACUGACAGGUGGAAGUAAAAACACGUCAACAAUGACACUUCUCCUUAUUUUCUCUUUUUUUGUUUGUAAUAAAACUGAAAGAAAUGACG